This is a messenger RNA of Cuscuta epithymum, 1035 nucleotides long. NCBI's taxonomy places the organism in Eukaryota, Viridiplantae, Streptophyta, Magnoliopsida, Solanales, Convolvulaceae. The record is from the annotation of a GenBank genome assembly.
AUAAUGUCGAGGCUAUCACUAUCUCCAAGCAACAAUAUCAGAAUUAUUCCAGUUGUUGUCUUGUGAUUUUAAUUUUCUUUCUGGUAAUAUCCUGUGCCUCUCGUUCUUAAUAUGAUAAUAUGAUAAUCAUUCUGUAAUAUAGUCUUCUUGUUAUAUUAAUCCGUGCACAAUAAGCCGAUGCUCUGGAUUAAAAUAAUGAAGGAAGCAUGGUUAUGUGCACGGAAAUUGAAUCAGAGUCGUCAUGUCUGCUCCCUCUGAUCCUUCUAAGGACUUAUGAUUUGGGGGCCUGGAUUAGACUCAUAUUUUACACCUCCAUAUUCAUUUUAAGAGUUUUUAAUCCCCUGAAUAGAUUUUUGAUUGCUGUACUUGAAUGUGCAGUAUGAGAAAUCUCCAUUUCAUGGCGGCGGAGUGGGACAGAAAUGGACGCCCCGCCAUCUCUGAUCAAUACGCACGUCAAGAUUCUCGGUUUUGAUCUACAAAAUCUUAAGCCGAAUCCGUCAGAUCUGGCCGUCUUCAACCGCAAUGGCGUUCGCGUCUGGCGGGUUGAGGUUCUCGGCGUGGUCGUGAGCAGGGAGUUCAAAUCUGGAAGUUUUCUGAAAUUCACAAUUGACGAUUCCACCGGAUGCAUUCCGUGCGUGCUCUGGCUGAAUCAUUUAACUUCUCCGUACUUCUCGCGGAGAAGUCAGCCAGAUGUUCUUGCGGUUGCGGAAAUGGCUUCAAAGUUUGCAGAUGAAGCGCAGAUCGGUGUCCUGGCUAGGGUUCGUGGUAAGAUCUCAUGUUACAGAGGAGUUGUGCAAGUUACAGUGUCUGAUUUGUUCAUAGAGAGAGAUUCGAACUUCGAGAUCCUUCACUGGUUGGAAUGUGUUAAAUUAUCUCGUAAUUUCUUCACAUAGUAAAUACAAAUGUAAUUGGAAUCACAGCCUAGCUACCUGCUCGACAUAUAUACAGGCCAAUGGCCAUGUUAACAUGUCUACAUCAUCACCUACAUGAGGAACAAAGGUUACUGCGUAAAUGAGGGGGCUGGGAAGACGAGAG